Molecule: messenger RNA, 495 nt
Organism: Vicia faba (fava bean)
Lineage: Eukaryota; Viridiplantae; Streptophyta; Magnoliopsida; Fabales; Fabaceae
Source: the annotation of a GenBank genome assembly
AUGAGAAAUUAUAUGGAAAGAUUUGCUGUUCUUCCUUUCUCUUUCAAAUGUGCUUCACAUUCAAGUGUGGAGUUAGGUGAACCCAAAGAUUCAAAAGACUCAAUUGUUUCAAGAAGACAAGAAGGACAAAUCAUCAGAACUAAAAUGGAGAAAAAAAGGUCUUCUGGAUUUUUUGUUCUUCCAAAGGCUCAUGUAGCUGCUGGCAUACAGAGAUUGAUCAAGGGUAUCAAGACUUUUUCUCAAUUAUUUUUUUACAAAGAGCAUAUUGAAGAGAUGGAACAAGACAUGGAAAUUGGGUAUCCAACCGAUGUGAAGCAUGUAACACAUAUUGGACUUGAUGGGUCAACAACCACAAAUAAUGUUAAGGGUUGGGACAAUGUUAAGCCACCUGAAUUACUUACUUUAAAUCCAAUUACUUUAAAGCAAUUUGAAUUAGCCAUGGCUACCCAAGCUCAACAACCACUCCUUGAUGAUUCUUUACCAAAAUGUGAUUAA